Chiroxiphia lanceolata (lance-tailed manakin) is the source of this 1801-nucleotide messenger RNA. Its product is annotated as perilipin-3-like. The transcript is spliced from 8 exons. Gene Ontology annotation, biological process: lipid storage; positive regulation of triglyceride storage. The record is from RefSeq and is a predicted model, not a curated record. Lineage: Eukaryota; Metazoa; Chordata; Aves; Passeriformes; Pipridae. Gene Ontology annotation, cellular component: lipid droplet; cytosol. Bases 188 to 1498 code for a protein of 436 amino acids.
GCCCCGCGGCCGUGUGGCACUGAACUUUGUCCCCGUUGUCAUCACAGCCCCGGGGUGUCCCCGACAUCACAGGCACAGCGUGGUCACAGCACCCAGCAGGUGACACCGGGCACUCCGUGACUGUCCCCGCUCCUGCCACCGGGACCCACCGGGACCAGUCGGACCAUCUGCACUGGCCAGCCCCACCAUGGCCACCCCCGAGCCCGCGACGGCGCAGCCCAAGGCGGAGGAGCAGCAGAGCAUCGGGACGCGCGUGGCCAACCUGCCCCUGGUGAGCUCUGCCUACGACAUGGUGUCCAGCGCCUACAGCUCCACCAAGGAGAGCCACCCCUACGUCCGCUCUGUCUGUGAUGCCGCCGAGAAGGGGGUGAAGACGCUGACGGCGGCGGCCGUGAGCGGGGCCCAGCCCCUCCUCACCCGGCUGGAGCCACAGAUUUCCAGCGCCAACGAAUUGGCCUGCAAAGGGCUGGACAAGCUGGAGGAGAAGCUGCCCAUCCUGCAGCAGCCCCCUGAGAAGCUCAUCUCGGACACCAAGCUCCUGGUGACCUCCACGGUGACGGGGGCCCGGGACGUGCUGAGCAGCACCGUGGCCGGUGCCAGGGACGCCGUGACCAACCGGGUGACCGGCGUGGUGGACAUGACCCGCGGGGCCGUGCAGGGCGGCGUGGAGCUGACCAGGUCAGCGGUCAGCAGCGGGGUCAGCACCGUCAUGGGCUCCUCCGUGGGCCAGAUGGUGGCCAGCGGGGUGGGCUCCGUGCUGGAGAAGUCGGAGGAGCUGGUGGACCAUUACCUGCCCAUGACCAACGAGGAGCUGGCCAAGCUGGCCACGGCCGUGGAGGGCUUCGAGCCGGAGCAGCAGAAGCAGCAGCAGAGCUACUUCGUGCGCCUGGGCUCCCUGUCCAGCAAGGUGCAGCACAGAGCCCUCCAGCACUCGCUGGGCAAGCUGCAGAGCGCCCGCCACAGCAGCCAGGACCUGCUGGCACAGCUCCAGCGUGCCCUCGACCUGGUGGAGCACCUGAAGCAGGGCGUGGACCAGCGGCUGCAGGGAGGGCAGGAGAAGCUGCAGCAGAUGUGGCUGGAGUGGAGGAUGAAGCAGCCGGGCGCUGCCGCCAAGGACCCGGCGGCACCGGCGGCACCAGCGGCACCGGCAACACCAGAGGCGGUGGAGUCGGGCACUCUGGCCAUGCUGCAGGGGCUGGCCCAGCAGCUGCAGAGCUCCUGCCAGCCCCUGGUGCUCGGCCUGCAGGGGCUGCCCGGCAGCAUCCAGGACACGGCGGGGCAGGUCCGGCACAACGUGGAGGAGCUGCGGGCGGCCCUGGCCUCGGCCGGGUCCCUGCAGGACCUGUCGGGGGCUGUGCUGGCCCGUGCCCGUGCCCACGCCAGCCGGGCCCGGCAGCUGAUGGACGAGCUGGUGGAGAAGGUGGCCUCCAACCCCCCCCUGACGUGGCUGGUGGGACCCUUCGCCCCCUCCAACGAGCGCCCCGUGGAGAUAAAGUAGCGUCCUCUGGGCUGCCUGUGCCCUCCCCACACACCCCAAAAGCCUCAGCAGGAGCAGCUACUAACCCCCCAACCCCAAGCCCACCUUGCCCCCUUAACCUUGUACCUGCCCCCCCCUUGCACAGCUCUGCCCCUUGUCCCCUGCUCUGUCCCUUGUCCCCUGCAGGAACAUGCCUUGGACCCCCCAAGUAAGUGCCUGUUGGGGGUCCCCUCCAGCCCCCCUGGAGGGGUCCCCUGUGCCCCCAGUGCCUUUCUUGUAGGGUGAGACCAGCACAAGAAGCAAUAAACUGGUUAGUUUUGCACC